UCUACCGUGUGAAAUCUCCACCUCCCGCAUGGACUGACCGUUUCGUCCAGAUUGAGGAGUUUAUUUCUCUCAUUAAGGUUCCAGUCCGAGACGUGAGAGACGGGGGCACAUCAUGAAGUCCCUGCUGCUCCUUAUCUUCACUCUUCAUCUCACUUCAGCAGUCCGUCCUGAGGCGUCUCUGUUCCAGAAGGACUCUUCUUCUCCAGUGGUGUGUCAUGCUACAGGUUUCUUCCCCAAAGCAGUGAACAUCUCCUGGCAGAAGAAUGGAGAGGAUCUGCAUGAGGACGUGGAGCUCAGAGAGACGCUACCCAACCAGGAUGGAACCUUCCAGAAGAGGAGCGUUCUGACCGUCUCACCUGAGGAGCUGGACAGACACAACUACACCUGCAUCAUUCAGCACAGCAGCCUGGAGAAGGAGAUGGUGCUGCACGUGUCUAGACGCAGAGUCCGUCCUGAGGCGUCUCUGUUCCAGAAGGACUCUUCUUCUCCAGUGGUGUGUCAUGCUACAGGUUUCUUCCCCAAAGCAGUGAACAUCUCCUGGCAGAAGAAUGGAGAGGAUCUGCAUGAGGACGUGGAGUUCAGAGAGACGCUACCCAACCAGGAUGGAACCUUCCAGAAGAGGAGCGUUCUGACCGUCUCACCUGAGGAGCUGAACAGACACAACUACACCUGCAUCAUUCAGCACAGCAGCCUGGAGAAGGAGAUGGUGCUGUACGUGUCUAGACGCAGAGUUUCAGGUGGAGACUGGAUUGGUAUCAUUGUAGGUGCAGUAGUGACUGCUCUCCUCAUUAUUGUUGUAAUUGUUGUGUGGAUGAAGAAGAAGCAUCAGCCUGCUUAUCAGGCUCCCGCAGGUGUCUGAAAACCUCCCGAGUGGGACAGAUGGUGAAGCAGAUGAUGAACGGCUCUGAAUCGACUCUGAGUGAAGAGAUCAGUCAAACACUGCUUAUAUUAUACAAACAUCUUUAUUAAUUAACUUUUAAUUGGGAAAUCAUUUCUCUUCUUGGUUUUAUUUUUCUGCUUUUCUGUUUUUGCUUCAUUGUGCAUUCAGUAUGAUGACCGUUGGGAUUCACAUUUUUAUUCUGUAGGAUCUCCAUGAUAUCACACUUUGAUAUUUGUUGAAUUAGAUACAUCACAUUUCGAUCCCUAAAUUUACCUUAUGAACCAGUCUGAAACUGACCACUGCACUUCAGCCUGGACGUGCUUUAGCUCAAACUCUCUGGGCAGUUAUUACAAAGUGACAAUUUAUAGAAUUAAGGCUGCAGCCCAUUACGCAGCUAGAAAAGUGCAACAAUAUGAUGAUACUUGUAAUGGAUAUUCUGUUUAUUCAGAAACAUUUCAUUUAAGCUAAGAGCCAGAUACAGUCCUAAAAUCACAAACCUCUGUCAGCUGUUUAGUCAUUAAUAAUAUUCAAUGUAAAAUAUUUGCACAUUUACUCUAUAAGAAGUAGAGAUGCAUUAAUACUGAUACUGGUAUCAGGUAUUGGCCUCAUACUGAACUUAUUUACUCGGCUCACAGUCAUAAAAACACACUGAUACCAACAUCUGAUACCAGCUAAUACCACGUCAAGCCAAUAUACUAAAUACCACUAUAGUGUACACUGCAGGGCUAAUGAAGAAAUGACUCAAGCUGACAGUGGACAAGGGUUUAGAAGUAAAGAAUUGUGAGGUUUAAAUGGUAAUACUGUAUGGUACAUAUUUUAAAACUGUCUUUGUGAAAUAGGUGGUAAAGAGGCUGUGUUAACUACUAAACAAUCAGAUUUCUAAAAUCACAUAGUGUAGCUCUGGCUUUAGAGGACAUUCAACCGCAGCUCAACUAGCCAAAAAAAAAACCCACACACACCAAAAAGAUGAAAAACUUAGACUCAGAAGUGCUUUCUGCACUCACUGUGCUACAGAAACUGAAAGGGAUAGAUGAGGAUCAAAACUAUGAAACAUACUUUACAUGCUUAAUUGCAGAAAUGCUUCUCUGAUGUGGGACCAAACCCACUCUUUCCAUUGCAGUGCUACUCGAUCCAAGGUAACUAAUAUAGCAUAGCUGACUGUAGGACUUCAUUUAACAUCAGCAUUUUAAUUCCUAAGGUAUAUUGCACUCAUUUACACUUAAGUAAUCAGUUCUUUAAUUCUAAGUAGUUAACUCAGUAUGUGUCGUUUUCUGCAAGUACUGAAACACACAUACUUAAUCUGAUAAAAAUGGUAUCGACACAUCCCGUAUGACAAGUUAUUGUUUAUCCAAUAGGCACUUUCCUAACACCAAUUCACAGUAUUUGCAGCUAUUUGCAUCGCUAAGCUAGCGCUGUUGUAUAUUCACAUUUAAUGCCGACUAGUUUAAGUAUAAUUAUCCUGUUUUUAUUUUGUCUGUGUUGCAGUUUGGCUGUGAGUCCUUCUGUAAAAAUCUGAAUCUGUAGCCUGUUUCUGUGAAUUACUGAAAGUUCUGUGAAUUGCCUCUUCACGGUCUGCUAACCUUCCGUUGUAAAGAUAGAACACUCAAGCAGUACCGGAAUAGUUAUCUACUGAAAUUGUGUUAUUUUAUCACCACUAAUCUGUGCUCAGGGGUGCUGGUAGUAAUUCAAUACUGACAAUUCUAUGCAUGAGCCAAUUGUUUUAAAAUGUGCCAGUUUUUCACAUUUAUCCAGAGAUAAUAAGCUUUAGUUGUGAAAUAAUGGAGAUGUUCUGGCUUCAUACUUACAUUCAUACUUACAAGACAUGAAGGAAAGACUAGGAAGGGUUUUUAGCAGACACAGCAGAUACCAGAUUACUUUGUACAUCAUCUUCGGUGUCAGAUCAGAUCAUUUCAGUGGUUGAGAGAACAUCAACAGAUACAGAGGUUAUGUUGCACUAUUGAUUUAUGAGGGAAAAAGCACCAAAACUGCAGCUGCACUUUUAUAUUCCUUUAUACUAGCAGCUCCAGCAUAUAUUCAUGACACACCGUUACUUCUGAAACACUGGCUCACACUGUGUUUUCAGUUCUCACUGUUCUUUUUUCUGUUUUUCCCGGUGUUUUUUUUUUAUCUUCAUUUAUAAUUAUGUACAUGCUAAGUACACUAAAUCAAAUACACUAUGUACCUCUAUAAGCUUGUUGGAUAUUCCCAAACCAUGGGCCAUAAUAUAUAGUUGUCCCUUUUGCGACUAUAACAGCCUCACCUCUUCUGAAAAGACUUUCUACAGGGUUUUGGAGAGUCUGUGAACGAAAUAACACUGAAUCAUUUACAUCAUAUUGGGCAGAUCAAAGAAUCAUGAUGUAAGCUCAGGUGAAAACGCUUUAAAUGGGAAAUAGUCAUUGUCUAUGUAGCCACUGCAAUCCACCUUACUGAUAACUGCAUGAAUCUAGCAUUUUCACCCUUAGUCAACUCUUAAUCCGUGGUUAAUGACACAGUUGUUACACAUAAUAACUGCAAAUGGAUCCUUUUGUUUGUCUUAUAAUGUUGUGGUCUUUAAGAGAGAACGACAGAAGACGUUGUUCAGGAACUUUUCUCUCUGUUUUCUUUUUUUUCCACUGUGCAGAACAGUAAUGUGCUUUGUUUUUUUAAGGAGAAAACGUUAAAGUGUUUUAAUGUGAACUGCCCAAGAAUAGGAACUUUAAAUAAAGUCUUAAAUGCUUUUUAUA
Pygocentrus nattereri (red-bellied piranha) is the source of this 3603-nucleotide messenger RNA. RefSeq names its product natural cytotoxicity triggering receptor 3 ligand 1-like. Gene Ontology annotation, biological process: immune response. Lineage: Eukaryota; Metazoa; Chordata; Actinopteri; Characiformes; Serrasalmidae. Bases 113 to 859 code for a protein of 248 amino acids. The transcript has 6 exons. Gene Ontology annotation, cellular component: external side of plasma membrane. The record is from RefSeq and is a predicted model, not a curated record.